GUAAACAAUUAAUAGAAGGAAGAAAAAAAAAGUAAAAGUUGGCAGCACCUUGGCAGUUGUGGGGAAAGUGGUAAAAAAUGGGUUAUAAAAGGAAAAAAUUAACCCAUGUCCACCGUCAAAAAUCUGCGAAAAGGGUGAAGAAAAGUGGUGAAAAAUCAACAGUGAAACCGAAAAAUAUUCCACCUGAUCGCUUCCCUGUAGAAAAGCAUCCUGUUUCAACAUCACUGCCACCAUCAUCAUCAUCUUCUGAGGAGGGAGAAGAAGAGCCAUUCAUGAAGCUUGUACUGGAUUUAGUUAAAGACACCAAAAGAGCGCAUUCUGAUGGGGAAACUGAAGAAGAUUCAGAGCCAGAAGAUGAAGAAGCAGGGGAAGAGUAUGAUGAUAGUGGAGAGGCAGAGGAUGCGGAUGAUGAAUCUGGUAGUGAUGUGGCAGGAGAGGAUGAAGAAGCUGGUAGUGAUGUGGUAGGAGAGGAGGAGGAGGAGGAGGAGGAAGAAGUUGGUAGUGAUGCAGGAGCUAGUGACGUUGGGGAAGAGGAGGAGGAAGAAGCUGGUAGUGUUGAGGCAGAUGAGGUCGAAGGGGAGGAGGAAGGGGCUGGUAGUGAUGUGGCAGAAGAGGAAGAGGCUGGUAGUGAUGUGGCAGAAGAGGAAGAGGCUGGUAGUGAUGUGGCAGAUGAGGUGGAGGAGGCUGGUAGUGAUGUGGCGGAUGAGGAGGAAGGAGCUGGUAGUGAUGAGGAGGAGGAGGGAAAAGAUGAGAGUGGUACAGAAGAGGAUGAAAACGACGCAGAUGUAAAUAGUGCUGAUGAUGAUGUGUUGGCCGAAAGUGAUGGCAGUGAUGACUCGUGUGCAUCCGAGAAUGAUUCUGACCUGGCUAAUCAUCUGGACAACUCAGCAAUGCCUGAUGCUACCCCAGGUGGGAAAGAUCCAUUUAUUGUUCACUUUGAACAGUUAAUACCAGAGUCCUCUGUUAAAAAAUUAGAAGCUGGUGAAGGUUGGCAGAAAAAGACUAUACAGACUAACAUAGGGAAAUGUCUACAUGUUUGGAAUUGUGAUAAUUUAAAGGCUAAUGUCCCAAAAUCUUCCAAAGUAUCAUUUGAAGAUCUACAUAUAAAGAAGCGCAUUCCACUUGGAAAUCUAAAGUCUUUGGUCACUGAUGAUGAAAAAGGUGUCUAUUCUGCAAGUCAAGUUGAAUUGUUUCUCAGAAUGUAUUCUUAUCAAGAUAUUUAUUACUCAGAGAAAACUUAUAAAAACCAAAAACCUAUUGAAAUGGCGUACUGUCUUCAUGUUUUAAACCAUACUUUGAAGAGUCGACUAAAAGUAACAGCUAAUAAUUUAAAACAAAAAGCCUGUCGAGAUGGAACAGAGGAAUACCCUGACCAAGGAAUAACUCGGCCCAAAGUAUUGAUUAUUGUUCCGUUUCGUGAGACAGCUCGCCGAAUUAUAUCAAACUUCAUCAAAAUCUUAACAAGUGACAAAUCACAGACAGACAAUAAAAAGAGAUUUUUUGCUGAAUAUUCUUCACAAGAUGUUAAAAACUUUUCUAAUAAACCAGAAGAUUAUGCGGCAACAUUUGCAGGAAAUAUUGAUGAUCAUUUCAAAAUUGGUUUAGGCAUAUCUCAAAAAAAACUGCAGAUUUACACCAAAUUCUACUCCUCUGAUAUUAUUAUUGGUUCUCCUCUUGGUCUGCGCAGUGUCAUUGGUGAAACCCAAUCAAAGAAAGAAUUUGAUUUUCUAUCAUCUAUUGAAAUAUUAAUCCUUGACCAAACUGAUAUAUUCCUGAUGCAAAACUGGGAACAUAUAUUGUAUAUUAUGGAUCAUUUACAUCUACAACCAAAAGAUUCCCAUGGCUGUGAUUUUUCCAGAGUUAGAGCAUGGGCUCUCAACAGUUGGAACAAAUAUUAUCGACAGACUUUGAUUUUGAGUAGUCUCAGUUCUCCACCAAUCAAUGUACUCUUUAAUAAAUGCUCUCUCAACUAUGCUGGUAAGUUAAUGGUAUGCCCCAGUACGACUGAUGGAUCCAUCUGCCAAGUAGCUCUUCAGAUUCCAAUGAUAUUCCAUCGUAUUGAGUGUUCAAGCUACAGUCAGUCAGUUGAUAUUCGGUUUAAUACAUUCAUAAAAAAGAUUUUACCAAAAUAUCGAGGUGCCUCUAACAUGAACAGUACCAUGAUCUUCAUUCCAUCUUAUUUUGACUUUGUCAGAAUCAGAAAUUAUUUCAUCAAAAAUGAAAUUGAUUUUCUCCAGAUUAGUGAAUAUUCCAAACGUAAAGAUAUUGCUGGUACAAGGAGCCGGUUCUUUCUUGGAAAAACAAAUUUUUUGCUUUACACAGAAAGACACCAUUUCUAUUUUAGAACAAGAUUACGAGGCAUUCGUCACAUUAUAUUCUAUGAACUGCCAUUGUAUCCUCACUUCUUCAGUGAAAUUUGUAACCUGAUAAAUGAUGUGAAACUGAAGAACUUACCAAAAGACGAUGCAACAGGAAGCAUCCUCUACAGCAAGUACGAUGUACAAAGGCUGGCGGCAGUGGUUGGUACCAACAGAAGCUCUUUGAUGAUACAUUCACCUAAGCCAGUACACAUGUUUGUAACUGAACCUUAAUUAAACAUGGCUUGUUAAUUAAGACUAUUUAAGAAGUUCAAAAGAAAAAAGAAAAAUAAAGAUAAAAUAUAUUUUUCAAAUACAUAUUUAUUUACAUAUAUAUUCA
Octopus bimaculoides (California two-spot octopus) is the source of this 2697-nucleotide messenger RNA. Its product is annotated as U3 small nucleolar RNA-associated protein 25 homolog. Gene Ontology annotation, biological process: maturation of SSU-rRNA from tricistronic rRNA transcript (SSU-rRNA, 5.8S rRNA, LSU-rRNA). The record is from RefSeq and is a predicted model, not a curated record. Gene Ontology annotation, cellular component: nucleolus; small-subunit processome. Gene Ontology annotation, molecular function: U3 snoRNA binding; rRNA binding. Lineage: Eukaryota; Metazoa; Mollusca; Cephalopoda; Octopoda; Octopodidae.